Molecule: messenger RNA, 3871 nt
Organism: Hipposideros armiger (great roundleaf bat)
Lineage: Eukaryota; Metazoa; Chordata; Mammalia; Chiroptera; Hipposideridae
Gene: RNF222
Product: ring finger protein 222
Exons: 2
Coding region: 955-1590 (211 amino acids)
Source: RefSeq, a predicted model, not a curated record
CUCAGAUCUGCCUCGCGGAGGACCCAGGUGAAGAGGCGGAUGCUGCUCUUCCUGGCCCCAGCCAAAGAUUGGUACCUGGUGACUUUUGGCCAUUUUCACAAUACCACACAUAUCCUCAAAGGAUGAAAAUCUGCCUUCACUGAGGUUUAUCAGAAGGUUCUCUGGUGGCCUCCGGAAGCCCUCUAAGAAUCUGAAGAAUGGAUGAGCUGUGGCAAGUGGAGGAAUGAGCCCACAGAUCCCUGACAUGACUACGCCGAGGGCCAGCAGGCAUUUGGAUGUGUAAGUUCUGUGUUUUAUUUUCAAAACAGUCAUUGCUUUAUAGCUACACAUAGCACAGAGGAAUGCAAUCUGUGGCUGGAUACAAAUCAGUGGAUCAGCCAACCCCUGAGCGGAGAGAUUGAGAAGGAGCAGAGGCUUUUCUGGGAAACAGGAACUCUGGGCACAGGCCCCCACUGGGACCUGGACUGAUGCUGGGGGACCACCUGCUCAUCCCCUGAGAACUGGGUGCUCCUGCCUUUACUUCCAGCAAGGAACCAGGAAGAGGUGAGGCGGUGAUCUCACCGUGUGUGUAUGUCAUGGUUGAAGUGAGGUAUCAGGAAGGCUAUGCCUUUAUCACACUCCAUGCACCUCCUUCAAGAGUCCAGGGUGGCUGGACUAGGAUCUCUCUCAUUAUGUCUCCCAAUCCCCACUUCCAGAAGCACCGCCUCCCCCUCUCCUCCUAAGGGUCUUAGGCUCUAGGUCUCAGGUCUUGAUUUAAUUCAGGUAGGCCACUGAGGAGGAACAGCAGAAGACAAAAGGGCAAGAGGAAAAAAUGGAAGACAGGAGACAAGAAGAAAGGGAAGAAGGAGGCAGUGGAAGCAGAGGGAGUUACAGAGGGGAGCAAAGGAGGAAAAAGGCACUGAUACUCACAGCCCUUCCCGCCCACAGCUAAGGCCCUGCCUUCCCAGAGCAGCCAUGUCAGAAGGCGAGAGUAAGGACAGCUCCUGCAGUGAGUGCCCCGUGUGCUACGAGAAGUUCCGUGAUCUGGAGGGCGCCAGCCGGACGCUGAGCUGCGGCCAUGUGUUCUGCCAUGACUGCCUUGUCAAGUACCUACUCUCCACCCGUGUGGACGGGCAGGUCCAGAGGACCAUUGUCUGUCCCAUCUGCCGCUAUGUCACCUUCCUCAGCAAAAAAAGCUCCCGCUGGCCCUCCAUGCUGGACAAGAGCUCCCAGACCCUUGCUGUGCCUGUGGGCCUGCCCCCUGGGCCACCAUCAGAUACCCUGGGCCACACAAACCCCCUGGCCAUCUCCCAGCCUGUUUGGAGACCAUCCCCAGGUCAGAGUGCCCAGUUCCCCUUGGAUGUGCUGCCCAGCCUGCCCCGGGAGCCGCAAAUCUUCAUCAUCAGUCGCCAUGGGAUGCCCCUGGGAGAGCAGGACAGUGUCCUGCCGCGGCGCAGCCUGGCAGAGCUCUCUGAGGCAUCCCCGGCUCCCAGCUCCACCCGGUCGUUCUGCUGCCGCUCCCGGGCCCUCCUUCUCAUCACCCUCAUCGCUGUGGUGGCUGUGGUCACCGCCAUCUUACCCUGGGUGCUGCUGGUGAGGAAGCAGGCAUGAAUGGUGGCACUUGCAGGGGCUACCCAGUGAGGCCCAGCCUGACAGCUGCUCUGGAAGCUGCUCUACUCCACCCAGCCGGGCUGGCCCUGGCCUGGGAGCUGGUGGAGGGCCCCCAGAGCAGACCUGGUCCAACCAAGCCCUGAGGGGUUGUGGGCAGAGGGGAGGCCUGAGGCAGAGGGCAUUAGGAUGGUGCUGACUGAAAGUAUGGUGGCAUCUCUUCACCUCCAGCUCCUCACUCCCUACAGGGACUCAGACAAGACAGGGAGGCUGGGGGCUGGUGAUCUCUGAGCUAGAACUGAGCUGAGCAGCUGAGCUCUUGACUGAAACUCUAGGUUCCAGGCCAGGGUCAAAUAUGUGAUGGAAGCCCCUCCUCAGAAACAACAAGUGUGCCACCCCCACCCUUGUGUAUCCUCAGCAGAUACUUCUUCCUCUAAGCUAGAACUAAGCAAGGUGGGAAGACGGGUGGUUACCCCUUCCUGUGGGGUCACCAGCCCUGAGGUGUAGUCCUUAUCUACCAGGUGACCUACCUGAAGCCAGGUGGGGCUCCCGGGUGGGAACAAGGAAUUCUUCUGGAUGGGGGUCCAAUAGCAGGACUCUUCCAGGUCAGAAUUCCCACCCAGGAUUCUCUAGUUUUCUCUCAGGAACAAACAGAAGGGGUGGCACAGGGGCCAAAAGCACAUGUGCUCCCCCAAAUCUCAGUGCCCAUCCAUGACCCUCACAGAUGGGCCAGUGUGCACCUUCCCACCUCCAAGUCCUCCCUGCCCCCAUAUCACCAGCCUGGAAGGUCUUCCCUGAAGAAGUAGCUGAUCCCUGAGGCUGUGGCCCAGUAUUUCUGGGAGAAGUAACAGAAAAGGGUCUUCCUGGGAAGCUGAGGCCACAUCAGAAAGCAGGGGUUUGUUGAUUGAGGGUGUGGCCAGCAGAUUGGCCCACAAAAGAAUCAGAGAUCUUCCCCAAGCUUCCCAGGCACAAGGAAUUGUCCCAAUUUUGAAUCCUGGGUUCUCAAGGAUGGACUGGAAAGCAAGGCAUACAGGGGAUGCCUGAUGGCCAAGACUUGAGUCAGCUGAGAACUAUGUGGGCAAAUUAACCCCUGGGGGCUCCCGCCUCUCUCCCAGCCCAAGUCCUCCUCAUGACCCAACCACUCAUUAGAGGCUACACCAGCCAGGCCAGUUUCCAAGGUGGAUUCCCAAGCUGGGCAGGGUGAGGAAGGGUGUGGAAGAAAACAGCUGUGCUUGUCAGGGACACUACUGUUUCAAGGAAUCUUGAAACCCAGGUGCUGUUGGCUGCUGGUCAAGGCCUCUUUGCCUGGGGACCCCCACCGUGGACUGUGCUAGGGGUCCUUGAUGAGGACCACUAGGGGGCAAGCCAUUCAGGGACAGCUGUUUUCUGUUUAUUAAGGCCCAUAAGUCAAUGGGCCAUAAUCUUAAAUUAAAUUUAGGAUUAAAAACAACAAAAACCUCUAACUAUUCUCUCAAAUAGGUUGUUGUUUGCAGCCCAAGUUUGCCAACAGCUGAGCCCCCUCUCAGCAGUUUGCUAUAUAUGGGGAAAGGAAUAGCACUCUGCCUCUUCUCUGGUUCCCAAAUGGCUGAAGUGGUGGUCAUUUGAGGACCAAUGGAGAAUGGGAUCCAUGCUACAGGGGAUGUUCAGGACACAGGGAGGGUUGAUUUAAAGCACGGAUGGGCUUCUUGAUGCUUUUUUCAAGAUUAGAAAAGAGCAUAGGUGCUAUUUGGGGGGUGGGGGACAGGUGGAUUCAUGGAGAAAAUAUUUAUUAUAAGAAUAAAAAUGUUAAAUUUACAAAGACUCUAAUGAGUCUGUUUUAACCUCAGCCAGGCUGCUUUAAACAGUGUUGUGGAUUUCUGGGGACCUGAUUUUAGUCUUUUCAGAUUCUGUCGUUUGCCAAAAAUUAAUUUCAGAAUACCUGUAAUGUUUUCAUAUUGUUCAGUGGUAACCUGUAGAUGGCACUUCUUUUAUUUUCACAGAAUGUCAAAAGCUAUUUUUAAAAUAAAGGCAUAUAUUUUCUCAACGAUUCCAGAGACAUUACAAAUGCGUGUGGGAAGCUCAAGCUUGGACUUUUAGGAAAAUUCACUUUAGAUGAAAAAGACAGUUUGAAAAUACAAAUACAAAUGGCUCUUAAACAUUUACUCAGCCACACUUGUUAAGGAAAUGCAAAUUAAAAUUCUGCUGGCAUAUCAUUUUUCACCUAUUAGCUUGUCAAACCCUGAAAGUUUCAAAACCGACUCUGAGGACAAAGCUCAGGGGAAGCAGGUGAGGUGAUGGGAAUGCA